This is a messenger RNA of Mercenaria mercenaria, 1914 nucleotides long. RefSeq lists its product as uncharacterized. Lineage: Eukaryota; Metazoa; Mollusca; Bivalvia; Venerida; Veneridae. The transcript is spliced from 2 exons. Gene Ontology annotation, molecular function: DNA binding. Bases 228 to 1277 code for a protein of 349 amino acids. Gene Ontology annotation, biological process: DNA integration; DNA recombination. The record is from RefSeq and is a predicted model, not a curated record.
CACUACAGAAAAGAUUGUCCCUACAUGUCAGGUUCCUUCAACAAGCAGAGUCAAUCAGCCAUCGAUGUCACCCAGAACAGAAAAUGAAUCAUCAGUUUUGACAGAUGAGUAUUCUAUUUUUAGAUGUAAUUGUUAUGAUUUACACGGUGACAGUUUUACCCAUGAAUAUUUUGAGUAUGAACAGGGUCAAAAAGCAAUAAUUGUUAAAGAUAGGUUAAAACAGUGUUAUGAUUUUUGGCAUAAGAUUGGUGCUAAUGAUUUUAUACUGGAUACAAUCAAAAUGUUUCUCGGACGAAAUAGAAGAUUUACCAGAUGUUUUGGUCGAUAAGGUGACCUGGAUCCCAGAACUACUGAAGGAUGCUCGUGCCGACAGUACCACCAAAUGUUACAAUCGAGGUUUUAUUCGGUGGAGGAAAUGGGCCUUGAGUAAUUCUUUGGGAGAAAAGGACAUCUUUCCGGCCAAGCCAUUUAUUUUUGGUAUAUAUUUGUGUUCUAUCGUUCAGUCUUCAAAUUCAUUCAGUGCUGUAUCAAAAUCAUAUUAUAGUGUUAAAUGGAUGCAUGAUUUAUAUGGCUUGACAUCGCCUACUGAUUCAUCGUUAGUAAAAAACAUAUUAGAAGCUGCUAAACGAAAGCUUUCUAAGAAAAUUGUGAAGAAAGAACCAGUGACUCCUGUUAUGUUGCUUAGAAUGUUCAAUAGUCUUUAUCAGGAAAACAAUAUCAAGAAUCAGAGAAUUAUUUGCGCAUGUUUGUUAGCAUACGCAGGAUUUUUGAGAAGUGAAGAAUUACUUAAGAUUAGACGUUCCGAUAUAGUAUUCCAUUCCACAUAUAUCAAUAUAUUUAUUGAAUCAAGCAAAACUGACGUUUAUAGAGAUGGAAAUUGGGUAACAAUUUCUUGCACAGGUACUAUGUUGUGUCCUGUAGUAAAUUUACAGCGAUAUUUAACAUGGGCGAAUAUUGACUCUGAUUCUGACAUUUAUAUAUUUUGUGGAAUGUCAAAAUGCAAAAAUGGAUAUAAGUUAAGGGAUAUGAAUAAACCCAUUUCGUAUACAACUUUGACAGAACUGUUUAUUGAAGCGUUUAAAUAUCAUGUUUCGGAUAUUUCUAAAUUCGGACUUCACAGCCUGCGCUCCGGGGGCGCAACUGCAGCCGCGAAUAACGGCAUUAAGGACAGACUUUUUAAGAGACAUGGAAGGUGGCGUAGUGAAAACGCCAAAGAUGGUUAUAUUAAAGACUGUUUAUCUGAAAGACUUUCUGUUUCUCAGAAUUUGGGUUUAUAAACUUUGAAUUAGUUUUCAAGCACAUGGUAUUAUUUUGUAACUUAUAGUUUCCCGUUCUUUGAUUCAUCGUGCCCAAGUGCUCAUUACAUAUUAUACAAUAUAUGAAGCAUAUUGUGUUUUUGUUCUUUUGGUACAAAGAUCUGUGUAGGUUUAAGGAAAUAUAUUUUCCGUCGGUUAAGCGAAGCGAAUUAAGCGGGAAAUAUUUUCCUUGAAUAGGUAUAGAUCUUUUGUUGUAUCAGGCCAAUCAAAAUCUUGUUUUGAUGGUUGUUUUGUUGGUAGCCUUAGUAACGCUGGUAAGGCAAGUUAUCGUGCCGAUUGUUGUGAUUUGUAUGGUCAUUCAGGUUUGGGCACCUAUGCUUACAAACAGAUUAUUUUUUAAAUCUAAAUCACGGGAAAUUAUUUGUUACUUUAUUUAAAAAUAUUUAUAUAUAUAUAUAUAUAUACAUGAGAAGUGAAUGUUAUUCAUGUUCAAUCAUUGAAUUGAUACUUAUGAAUUGAAUGGUAUUUGAAGUUGUUAUAUGAUUCAUGUCAGUAUUUUCUUAUAUGUAAAUGUAAUGGAUAUUAUUGGAAGAAGAAACAGUGUAAGCUAAUCGUGCCCAAGUGCUCAUUACAUAUUAUACAAUAUAUGAAGCAUAUU